UCCUUGAGCAUUGGGAAGAUGGAGAAGACGUUGAACAGAAUUCAUCCAGUUUCUGAUCCAGAAGCAACCUAUUUUCUGCAGGUGUCAUGGGAAAAGGAUUUGGGCACUGGCUUCAGUUUACUUCUUAGUGAUUGUCAGUGUGCCUGGACUGGGAAAGUGUCUGAAGCAGACAUUUCUAGGGAGGCUGAUGACAUAGAAAUGGACAGAGAAAAAUACGUGGAAGAGCUGAGGAAAGCACUGAUAGCUGGAGAAGAGUCAGCUGGCAAAUACAACUUUGUGAUUUCAAGAGAUGAACAGAAUAAGGCCUGCCACUUUUCCUAUGAGAGGAGCCUGAAAGACGGCUCUUUCAGACUUGGAUCUCUGAAGCUGCAGGAAGUCCCAAGCCCAGCAGAGGUGGUCAAGGAACUCAUUGGUUACUGCCUGGACAGCCUGGCACAGCUGCAGGCCAAAACUGAGCAUCUGCAGAGAGAAAAUGAAAGGCUUUUCAACAGCUGGAGUGACGUGGAGAAGAGGCUGGAAAAAUGCGUGGAAGCUAAAGAGGAGCUGGAGGCUGACCUUUACAGCAGGUUUGUUUUGGUGCUGAAUGAAAAGAAGGCCAAGAUAAGAAACCUGCAGAAGCUGUUGAGUGAAGCUAGAGAAUCUGCAGUGGAUGCCAAAUGCUCCAGGGAUAGCAUAGCUACUACUCAGAUGGUUAUAAAGAGAGAAAACAACUAUGAUGCCAGCACUGAUGAGGAAAGUGAAAAUCCAACAGGGGCCUCGUUGCCAUCAGCUCCGGAACGAAGGGAUUCCUCCCUCCUGGCCAGCCCAGACAUCGUGGACCCAGCUCCAAGGAGAAAACGAAGGCAAAGGGCAGCAAAACCUGCAGGGACAGGAGCUAAGGUGGCUGCUUACGAGGCAGAGCUGCCAGCCCAGGAGAAACCUGGCCUGGCCUCGCAGGGGCAGCGCUGCCCGGACUGGGAUCUGGAAACCCUGGAAAACUCCUGUGAGCCAGAGGAUCUCUUUGAGGACAUGUAGCCACAUCUGGGCUGGGCAGAGGGGACAUGGUGCUUCCAGCAGGCAUGAGGAAUAAACUAAAAGGUGUUUUUUUACAGAAAAAAAAGCCAAAAUCUUUGCUCUGAGGCUCUAAAUCCUCCCACGCUGCGUUCUCCCAUUCUCACAGACCCUGGUCCUGCUACACCUCAUUUGUGGGGUCUAAAAGUUGGGUUUAGCCUCUGUGUAAACCUUAUAUCACCUGUGUGUGGGAAGGGAGAGCACUCUGGGUGUGUUUUUGCAUCCUCACAGCCUCUGGUUGUGUUCAGGAUCAGCCAUUUCCCAGACCCCAGGCAUGGAGUGAUUCCACUGCACUCAACAUUUCCAGCUCAGUCUGGGUAAACCAGCUUUAUUUGAGGUGCAGGUGUGACUUUGGGAGGGUCUGUUCUCAGUCAAAAUAUACAAAGAAAUGUCCUUUUACUGUGUGGCACUAUGCAUUAUAAGGUGUCCUUGCUUUUGGGAGUAGAGUGCUACUCAUGUUGGUAUUGAUUCUGUUUUAACUUUCUGUAGAA
Ficedula albicollis (Collared flycatcher) is the source of this 1541-nucleotide messenger RNA. RefSeq names its product X-ray repair complementing defective repair in Chinese hamster cells 4 (gene XRCC4). Gene Ontology annotation, molecular function: DNA binding. Bases 19 to 1014 code for a protein of 331 amino acids. The transcript has 8 exons. Gene Ontology annotation, biological process: response to X-ray; double-strand break repair via nonhomologous end joining; immunoglobulin V(D)J recombination. Gene Ontology annotation, cellular component: DNA ligase IV complex; nucleus; DNA-dependent protein kinase-DNA ligase 4 complex. The record is from RefSeq and is a predicted model, not a curated record. Lineage: Eukaryota; Metazoa; Chordata; Aves; Passeriformes; Muscicapidae.